Molecule: messenger RNA, 1881 nt
Organism: Lycium ferocissimum
Lineage: Eukaryota; Viridiplantae; Streptophyta; Magnoliopsida; Solanales; Solanaceae
Product: MLO-like protein 3
Exons: 15
Coding region: 283-1812 (509 amino acids)
Biological process (GO): defense response
Cellular component (GO): membrane
Source: RefSeq, a predicted model, not a curated record
AUUCACGUUUAACAGACAAAACACUUAGCUUCUGCGAGCUAUAGGUCAGCAACAGCAGGGCCAUUAAAUUCAGUUAGAAGCCUAAGAAGCUACGAAUGAAGUGUCAGACCCCUUUGUAAGAUUGGGGACAACUUUCUUGUGAUAAUAAUUGCAAACAUCUCAAUAUCAUUUUUUUGGUGAAACUAGACUUGGCCGCCUUUUCUCUUCUACUCGGCCCCUUUGUGAUUCGUUCAAUCUCUUUAACCUAAUAAACCGAAGAUAGGAUUUUCUUCGUCGGAAAAUAUGGCUGGAGGAGGAGGAGGAUCCACUUCGAGUCCUUCUCGCACUCUUUUAGACACUCCAACUUGGGCUCUGGCUACUGUCUGCUUCAUCUUUAUUUUCCUUGGGAUUUUCAUUGAACACUUGAUCCACCUUCUUUGUCAUUGGCUCAAAAGACAUAGGAAGACCGCUUUGUUUGAAGCUGUGGAGAAACUCAAAUCAGUAUUGAUGCAACUAGGAUUUUUGUCGCUAUUAUUAGCAGUGAUACAAAGGCCAUUAUCCAAAAUAUGCAUACCAAAUAGAAUAGCAAACUCCAUGCUUCCUUGUAAUCGUGCUGUACUGGAUUCUACAAAAACCAUCAAAGGAUUCGAACACUUCUCAAAUUCAAAGGAAUUGCCAUCUGUUGAAAACUCUGUGGAUCACUGUGGCUCCAGAGCGAUGACUUCUUUCAUGUCACAAAGUGGAAUCAAUCAGCUAAACAACUUCAUAUUUGUACUAGCAAUCAUGCAGAUUGUGUACAGUGUUGUCACAAUGGCUUUAGGUAGAGCCAAGAUGAAACGCUGGAAAACGUGGGAGAAGGAGACGCAGAGCAUUGAAUAUAUGGCAGCCAAUGAUCCUAGUCGAUUCAGAUUUACAAGAGAAACAACAUUUGGUCGACGCCACAUGAACAAGUUUACAACUACCCCUACUCAGCUCUGGAUUAAAUGUUUCUUUCGGCAGUUCUUCCAUUCAGUAGCAAAAGUUGACUAUCUUACAUUACGCCAUGGCUUCAUUACGGCUCAUUUAUCUUCAAACAACGCCUUCAAUUUUCAGAAGUACAUUGAACGAUCUUUGGAUGAUGAUUUCAAAGUCAAAGUUGGCAUCAGCCCUUUCAUGUGGUUAGUGAUGGUCAUCUUCUUGCUGGUUGACGUUCAUGGUUGGAACAUCUAUCUUUGGGUAUCAUUUCUCCCACUCCUUACAGUGUUGGUGAUUGGGACUAAGCUGGAGACAAUUGUAGCUCAAAUGGCUCUUCAACUCGAAACUCAAGACACUGUCAUCAUAGGAUCCCCAGUAGUCCAACCUAAUGAUAAUCUUUUUUGGUUUAAUCAACCUCAAUUUGUUUUGACACUUCUCCACUAUACCCUUUUCAUAAAUGCAUUUGAGCUGGCCUUCUUUAUUUGGGUGACGUGGCAAUUUGGAAUAAGAUCCUGUUAUCAUGAGCAUGUGGAGAUCAUUGUUAUCAGGGUGGUUUUGGCGCUGACGGUUCAAGUACUUUGUAGUUACAUUACUUUGCCUCUCUAUGCCCUCGUUACGCAGAUGGGUUCACAUUUCAAAAGAGCAUUGUUGGAAGAACGCACUAUGCAAGUCAUAAAGCAAUGGCACACAGAAGUGAAGAGGAAGAAAAAGAAGCAAAAGAAUAAGCUGCAGCAACCAGAAAUAGAAUUCACCUCUCACCAGAGAAUGACAACUUUAGUUGAGUUUAGUACUAAUGCUCAUGAAAUUCAGGAGAUCUCUGAAGAACAUGAAGAACCAAUAGAAGUAACAAUAGUCCAUCAAAAUCAAUCUAGUAGUUAGUUUUUUAAAAGAGAAGAGAAUACAAGUUUUCAUUAAUACAAUACAGAAAGGUGGACUUGAAAUUUUGUA